AUGAUAUUCAUGUGUGUGUAUGGAGCCUUUGCAAUUUUGGUAAUAAAUCUGGUUUAUUCUUUUUCUUUCUCCUUCUCUCUUUUUUUCACUAUCUCUCUCUCUCAAUUUCUCACCCUCUCAUUGCCGCUCUUUCUCACACCCUUCCCCUAUUACCCUCUCUCUCCCUCUCUCGCUCUAUCUCUUUCUCUCUUUUCAACUAUCUCACUCGUUCCCCACCCUUUUCUCAACCUUUGGCUUUCUCUCUCUCUCUCUCUCUCUCUCACUCACACUUUUCUCUCUCUCUCUCUCUCUUUUUCUCCCUUUCGCGCUUUCUCUCUUUCUUUCCAUCUCUCUUUCUCUCUCUCUCUUUCUCUAUCCAGCUCUCUACCUUUUUCUGCUUCUCUCGUUUUUUAUCUUUUUCUCACUUGCACUGUCUCCCUCUCCUUCUUUUUGACUCUUUCUCCUUCUCUCUUUCUCCCUCUCUCUUUCUCCCUCUCUCUUUCUCCCUCUCUCUUUCUCCUUUUCUCUUUCUCCUUCUCUCUUUCUCCCUCUCUCUUUCUCCCUCUCUCGCAUUCUCUGUUUUUCUGCUACAGAUUCAUAACAUUUAAACGACACGGUGUUUCUUUGAAAGUGUCCUUUUCCAACCGCUGUUUAUCUGUGUCUAUCUUUCUUCUUCUCCUUCUCGAAUUUCCUUUUUGA
Messenger RNA from Acanthosepion pharaonis, 678 nucleotides. The record is from the annotation of a GenBank genome assembly. NCBI's taxonomy places the organism in Eukaryota, Metazoa, Mollusca, Cephalopoda, Sepiida, Sepiidae.